This is a messenger RNA of Anas platyrhynchos (mallard), 3405 nucleotides long. RefSeq names its product ANTXR cell adhesion molecule 2 (gene ANTXR2). NCBI's taxonomy places the organism in Eukaryota, Metazoa, Chordata, Aves, Anseriformes, Anatidae. Gene Ontology annotation, molecular function: transmembrane signaling receptor activity. The record is from RefSeq and is a predicted model, not a curated record. Gene Ontology annotation, cellular component: cell surface; plasma membrane.
GGAAGGGCCGGGCCGGGCCGGGCCGGGCGAGCCGCGGCGGCGGGCGAGGGGCGGCCACUCGAGCAGCGCCCGCGCCCGCUGAGCGGCAGCACGGCCGCGCCGGGCCCCCGCGUCCCCUCGCCGCCGCCCCGAGGCCCCAUGGCGGGGCUCUCGCUGCCGCCGCCGCCGCUGCUGCUGUCGCUGCUGCUGCUGCUGCUCCCGCCCGCCGCCGCCUCUCCGGCCCCGGAGCAGCCGUCGUGCCACGGCGCCUUCGACCUGUACUUCGUGCUGGACAAGUCUGGGAGCGUAGCGCAGAACUGGCACGAGAUAUUUGAUUUUGUGCAUCAACUGACGGAAAGAUUUGUGAGCCCCAAGAUGAGAUUAUCCUUUAUCGUGUUUUCCUCCCAGGCACAAGUCAUUAUGCCAUUAACUGGAGACAGAGGGAAAAUCAAGCAAGGUCUUAAGGAUUUGGAGGAGGUGAAACCAGCCGGUGACACAUACAUACAUGAAGGAUUAAAACAGGCCAAUGAUCAGAUUAAGCAGCAUGGAGCAAAGUUUUCUAGUAUCAUCAUUGCAUUGACAGAUGGCAAGCUAGAUGGCCAGAUUCCCUUGUAUGCAGAGAAGGAGGCAAAGAUAUCCAGAAGUCUAGGGGCUAGAGUUUACUGUGUUGGCGUCCUGGAUUUUGUGCAACAACAGCUUGAAAAAAUUGCUGACACAAAAGAGCAAGUCUUCCCUGUCACUGGAGGAUUCCAAGCACUUAAGGGGAUCAUCAAUUCUAUACUGAAGCAAUCAUGCACUGAGAUUUUAUAUUUGGAACCAUCCAGUGUCUGUGUGGGAGAGGAGUUCCAAGUUGUUCUUAGAGGAAGUGGCUUAACCCUUGGUGGAAGAACCGAUGGCAUUACUUGCACCUACCACGUGAAUGGAACUACCAUCCAUGAAAAACCCAAAAAGGUGGAAUCAGAGUUUUUGCUGUGCCCUGCACCAAUCCUAUACAGAAGUGGCCAAACUCUAGAAGUUUUGGUGAGUUUGAAUGAAGGGCAAUCUUUCAUGUCCAGCUCAUUAACAAUUACCGCUUCAGAGUGUUCUAGCGGAGUAGCAGCACUUAUUGCUGUUCUUGUGCUGUUACUUCUGGUGGCGCUUGGCCUGCUCUGGUGGUUCUGGCCCCUCUGUUGCAAAGUGGUCAUCAAAGAUCCCCCUCCACCUCCACCAGCUCCAAAAGAGGAAGAAGAACAAGAACCCUUGCCUACCAAGAAGUGGCCCACAGUGGAUGCUUCCUACUAUGGUGGACGAGGAGUUGGAGGAAUUAAACGGAUGGAGGUUCGCUGGGGUGAUAAAGGAUCCACUGAAGAAGGGGCUAGAUUAGAAAAGGCAAAAAAUGCUGUGGUGAAACUCCCAGAAGAACCAGAAGAACCUUUUCAUCCUAAGCCACCUAAACCAAAGCCUACCUCACCAGUCAUUCAGGAGAAGUGGUAUACGCCAAUUAAGGGUCGACUUGAUGCACUGUGGGCGCUGUUACGAAGACAGUAUGACAGAGUCUCUUUGAUGCGACCACAACAAGGAGACGAGGGCCGAUGUAUUAACUUCACCCGAGUUCAAUCUCAGUAGAGGAGGAGAAGAGGAUACAAGGAGGAAAUACAGCCACAUUGCCACUUUUCGACCAAGCAGAGAGAACUGAGCACUGCCCCGUGUUUCUUGGACGAAGCCUCAACUCAGAAGGUUUCUGCAUUCCCCCCUUCCAGGAGCCAGCAUUGCUGUGCCAAGCUCUUAUGUUUCACCACCGUGCACUCCCGCUCCGUGACUUGCGACAGUGACAAGCAGCAUUGACUUGCAUGCCUCUGCUUUCGUAGAACACAAAGGGAGAACACAGACAACCAAAGAUAAUAAUGUUUUUUUUUUUUUACUUUUGUUAUUUUUUUAAGGACUACAGAUUCUCAGGACAUAAUGUGCUUUUAGCAGAGAUGCAGUUUCUCAGAUGCGAGGAUGGCACGUGUUAUGUAAAUAGGGACUGCUUGCCAAAGGCGGAGGAUAAAGCUUCCCACCAGGCUAAGCAAACGCAAGAGUUCACUGCCUUACAGCGAUGUCAGAUCACAAAACCCUUCCGAGUCUCCCAUCGCAUUGUGCCUUACGGGAACCUUCUGACUGGAAAUCUUGUCAUUCUAACACUGAAAAGUGCACACGCAUGACAAAAUGUAGACAGGAUGCCUCAAGGUAUUGGUAGCAAGCAAGACUUUGCCCUUUAGUUUUUGAAGACACCUUUCUUUCAUUAUGCACCCGGGACAGGAAGAAAAUUAAUAGAGCGUUAUUCCAUGGGAAGACAGCCUGUAACCAGAGAUCUUGAGCGGAGUUGGAGGGACUGAUGCUUCAAGACCUUGACACUGUGGCUGGUGUUUUUUUUCCCCUUCCUGCAUUCGAAGUUCAGUAGCGCAUAAAACAUCAUCAUCUAUAAACAUACCUAGCAGUAGUAGGCUUAUGUAUUAUUUUUUUAAAAAUUAAAAAAGCAGUAGCCACUAAGCUGGUAUCUCAGGGUUUUUCUCCCCCCGAAUCUCCAAGGGCUCUUCAGCGUCACAAGCCAGCAACUCUCUUUGCAUGAGAAUUUCAAAGUUUAAUUAAUAUAAUUAAAGGCAACAGCAAGCAGCAGCCUGUGAAGAUUUUGCUCAUCUUUUUUAUGCCUUUUGACAUUGAAUGACCUAUUACUGUAUGUGCAUUACUCGGUUUUCAAGGGGGCACCGAGCAUUGGUUGAGAUUCAGCAGUGGAAAAAGACCUCCUUCCAUCAAUUUAGAAAUUAAAUUUACAGGAGCGCCGGCCAUCACAAAACAUUGACAAUGUAUGUAUUAUAAUUUUUUAGAAAAACCAGUGUCGUGUCACGUCGACGAUGCCAAAUUAUGUUAGCGUGAGCGGAAACACUGUGGGGGAGGAAGGAGGGAGCAGCUGAAGAAAAAGGCUCAAAUGAUCCAGUCACUUUCGAUACUGUACUUCAGAUGCAAAAUGGAUAUUCGAGUCGAAACCUGACAAAGCGCGCCUGCUUUGAUGGGAACUGGUAUAGACAAUGACCAGUGGCUGGGUCAGUGGGAUGUCUCUCUGCGAGCAGGGAGGCUUAUCAAAUGACACUAAAAAUAAGUUCAACAACCAUCACGUUUGAGGGGAAAAGGCGAACAUAUCACAUUUGGUGGGCAUGAAUGUGUGCAAGAUGGAAAGAGCAAUGCGAUGCAUCCUGGUCUAAUUAUCUCCUUUGUGCUCUUCACUGAAAUUGCAAGGGACAUAAAUAAUUCUGUUGGUCGAUGUCCAAGUUCGUGGCACCGCCCAAAGAAGCCUACACAUGUAUCCACUUGCUUACAUCUUUUGCUUGAGUUUAUUUAUGUCACUGGUAGCCUCAUCAUCAACAGCCAUGUGUGCACAUUAUGCUAUGAAUAAAACGAUUACCUAAG